AUGGCAAGAACGCCUGAAACCAUUAAGGACCUCCUGCGUUCAACACGAAGUGACGCGACUCCGACUGCCACCGACCCCUUCUACCCGUGGGGCGGCCUCGGACUCUUCUCCACGACGCCCGUCACAGGAAAAGGUUUCAUCAACUGCAACACGAACGCGCUGCAGUCGCUGGCCCAGCUGCAUGGCAAGUCGCCGUUCUUCCCCGGGCUGGAGGAGCAGGCGGCCCUGCUGGAGGAGUCUGGGCCGCACCUGGUAGACGGGCAGGUGCUGCCGCCGCCCGCGCCCUCCCUCAGCUCGCCGUCGCGCUCCUCGCCGCACAGCCAGGGCUCCGAGACGGGCGAGCGCUACUCCAGGAAGGUCUUCGUGGGCGGCCUGCCGCCGGACAUCGACGAAGAUGAAAUCACUGCUAGUUUCAGACGGUUUGGUCCACUGGUUGUUGACUGGCCACAUAAAGCUGAAAGCAAGUCCUAUUUCCCUCCAAAGGGAUAUGCCUUCCUUUUAUUUCAGGAUGAGAGCUCAGUACAGCAAUUAAUUGAUGCUUGCAUCCAAGAUGAUGAUAAACUGUACCUGUGUGUGUCUUCACCGACAAUAAAAGACAAGCCUGUGCAAAUCCGGCCAUGGCGUCUAUCAGAUGCGGACUUUGUGCUAGAUGCCUCGAUGCCACUAGAUCCUCGUAAGACAGUAUUCGUUGGGGGUGUGCCACGUCCUUUGAAAGCAGUGGAACUGGCCAUGAUUAUGGACCGUUUGUAUGGUGGUGUCUGCUACGCUGGUAUUGAUACUGAUCCUGAACUAAAAUACCCAAAAGGUGCUGGCCGUGUGGCUUUCAGCAGUCAGCAGAGUUACAUUGCAGCUAUUAGUGCACGCUUUGUUCAGCUGCAGCAUGGUGAUAUUGAUAAACGGGUUGAAGUGAAGCCAUAUGUUCUUGAUGACCAGAUGUGUGAUGAAUGUCAGGGACAGCGCUGUGGUGGAAAGUUUGCACCAUUUUUCUGUGCUAAUGUGACAUGCCUUCAGUACUACUGUGAACACUGCUGGGCUACAAUCCACUCAAGACCAGGACGUGAAUUCCACAAACCUCUAGUGAAGGAAGGAGCAGAUAGACCGAGGGCUGUGCCGUUCCGCUGGUGUUAACGUUGGAGCGCCCUAGCUCUGUGUGUGACGAACGGCUCUGAUGUGGCACCCACUUCACUUCACUGCACUAAUUACUGGGCAAAUACGGCAAAUAGAAAAAUUCUGUAGCAAGUGUGUUGUCGCGUCGCAGGAGACCACCGUCGUAACAACUGUAGGCUAGCUGUUUUCAUCGCUGUUUAUAUAUAUAUACAUAGACAUACAAUUAUAUAGUAAAAUAUAUAUAUAUACAUAUACGGUAUGUAACCACACAUUCUUAAAUAUCUUUUUUAAAGAAUGAGUCCUUCACAAUGUAGCCCGAUCGAACGGAUUGUACAUUGGACAACUUACUCUUUUUAAUUACUCGCCAGUUUGCAUGAGGCAAAAAAGAAAGAAAUCCCUGUCGUGGCCACUGAUAAUGUCGAUAUAAAAUGUACGUAGCAGGUGUAACAGUGUGAUUUCUUAGUUUCUCUGCCAAUAUUCGUGCAGAAUUUUUGUGAAUUUUCAGGGUAUUUGUAAAUAUGCAUUGAUAGUUCAAUCAACUUUUGUAUUUGUCGUACAAAGUGUGUACAGCCUGUUUAGAAAGCAAGCUUGCCCAUCUCCUGGUCUAUUUCCUGCUUUCCCUUAUCCUUGUGAUUUUCGUAUAUCCUGGUGUAAAUAGUCACUGUAAAAAUAAUGUAGUAUUCUUGUAUUAAUUUGUUUCAUAUUGAGAAGUGUACCUUUCAUAUUUAUUUUUUAGGUCUCAUUUUUGUACAUAAUGAAUUUUUGCCACCAACAGACACUUACCGUUAAAAGUCUCGUGUCACUAUUUGUCAGUGGAUGAAAGUCCUCGACUGACUUUUUUAUACGUGUCCUAGGUAUUGUACUACAUACCUUACAUAUUGAUUACAAUAUUUAUGAUGUAUUUAAGAGAAGAUAUUGGCAGAGAAACUAAUUUAACUUUUGUAGCUUUAUCAUGCACACAUUUUUAAACUACGUAUAUCGUCAGCUGAUAUACAAAAUAUAUAUUUAAAUAUACAUAUAUAUUAUAUAUAUAUAUUUAUCUUGGCUUUUUUGUCAUCCAGUCACCUUUCAGAAAUGCUACUUCAUUUCAACAGUUUUAAAAUUUUCUAUUUAUGAGCAAAUUGAUGGUAAAAGCUUAAAACCAAAAGCAGAGAAAAUUCAGCGAUCCAGUAAAUGGUGUCACAGCCAUUUUGAAUGUGACGUGCAUACAUAAUGCUAUGUAGUAAUUUGUAUCCUUGGUAGAUUUUAUGGAAAAUUAUACAGAAAAAUAGUCCAUAUUUUAGGUGUCAUCCCAUAGAAAUGCUCAGGCUGUUCCCCCUCAGUGUAUUGUAAAUGUCAUAGGUGUACCAACAUCAUGUAUCAUAGUAUGGGUAACUCUUGCCAACUGUACCUUCUGUUUAAAGACUGGUAUAGUGCACUUGAAGUGGGCCUACAUUGAUGGUCAGUGACAUUAUUUUAUUCUGGCGUAGUUGCAGAUAUAUGCCCGUGUGUAAUUGCUCAUUCACUGCUAUAUCUGGCCAAUGUUUAGUCAUCUAGUUGCCUUCAAACAGAGGGUGUGGAUGCUACUUCACUUGCCAGGCACGGGUUACCAUUUUAUCCAACCUCUAACUCACUCGAGUAGAACCUCGAUGUUUCCAUGUUGUGUGUCUUACCUCAGUUCGUGGACGGUGCAGGUAAUUUCCGCAUUGAUUCAUGAAUGCUAUGUGCAUUUUUGCUCUGCAUAUGGAGAGCCAAAUGUCAAUAACUAAUACCCUUAUAUGGAAUGGGACUCACCCUUCUUUUUAAUAAUCCUUUGUUCAAAUGUGUCAAUCAAGCAUUGUUUGGAAGGGCUUGUUUUGUAUGGAAAAAAUGUUAGUUGUAAAGGGCAUUUUACAUAAAGAAUUGCCCAUCUUCUCGUAAUCUGUGUGAUAAAAAGUGUAAUAAGUCAUGUAGGUACUUUGCACGAAUGUAGUCUUUUUCCAUAGAUUUGUAUUUUUGAGUGUUAAAGUUUUUUAUACUGCUGUUGUUAUCUUAGUUAAGGGUGUGAUGUAAAUGUGUGAGAAAGAAAAUUUGGAGUGGCCCGGCAGGAAAUGUAAGACCCUUUUAGUUUUCUAUUUUUCUUCAAUUUUUAAAAUUAGUCGUUCUCUGUGCAGGUGGAAGAGACGAACUGCUGGCAUUAGAUUGACCUCCCCGGGAGGAAAAAAAAAACCCAUAUCUAUAGUCAUUUCUUAUCUUAUGCCAGAGGAGGUCAAACCUCUGUGUUUUGUCUUUUCCUCUUAGCGCACCUCCUUAUCUCGACGGAGAGACGAGUGCUUAAAGCAAGCAGAGGUAGUGUAUAUUCUCACUUUCCUUCUCGUGUUUACAACAAUUGCACGUGAUCUCCCCAUACCAAAGAAAAUGUGAAACAUUAAUGUAAAGAUGCUCCUUCUUUCGUGAAACCCACUGCAUUCUUCGUCGGGUGGAUCGCUUUUCUAUACAGAUAUUUUCCUUUUUUAAUUUACAUAGAUAAAAUAUAAAUAUAAAUUGAUAUGUUUUUCAAUAGUUGUUGUCUAAUGUAGUGCAAAACGGUGCAAACUGCAACCUGUUUAUGAUACUUAUUGUAGUCAUGUACCAAAGUUUGGUGCACUUUAUUCCAACGCUGCAUUGGGUUAUGGUUGUUACUAUGAUGCCCUUUUUCACCAGUUCUGACAAGAUUUAUAAUUUCAAAUCCAGCAAAUUUCUGUGUAAAUUUUAAUUGUAGCACUUGUGCACAUUGGGUUUGCCUGGUUAGUUCUCUAGUCAUUUGUUGGGGUUAGUAUUGGGGCAAGCUUUGGUCUUGGUGUAGAAACAUACUGGUUCCUACCUUGGGAAUAUUGGUGACAGUAAUUGACAUAACCAACUACCAUUUUGGUACAAAUAAUUAUUCAUUUUAUAUCACAUUGUUUGUAAAAGAUAUAUAACUUCCCCCUUUUGUACUGUUUAUAAUGCUUCAAAUUCCAAGGGAUUACGAUAAUUUUGCAUAAUGAAAUAUGAAUGAAUGAAUUUCUAAAUACGUCUCUUGGAGUUUUAGGCUCAUAUGAUAGCCCUGUUAGCUGUUGUAAAAUUCGUUGUAGGUGUCAGGGAAGAAAAGUGUUAAUUUUUUUAUUGUUUGGUGCCAUCAAUUUGGGGUGUGGGAAGAUGUACAGAGUUUUAGUUUUGUAAAAGAAAAGAGGCGUUUCAGCAAGCAAUAUUACCUUGCUUAUUUUUAGAUUUCUCAGUGACCUUUUUUAAUACUGAUUUUUAACUGUUAAAUAGUUAUAUGUGUUUGAAAUAUUUAUUCAGUUUAUUGAUUGAAAAGAUUCUGUAUUUUAACUUUUUUACUUUCCUAAACUAGUUAUGUUGCUCUUCGUUUAAUGAGUUUUAUAUUGUAGAUGUAAUUGUUUCUUUUUGUUUUUGUUUGAAAUGCAUAUAAAUGAAAUGAACCUCAUGAUAUGCAUGGCAAGAUGUGAUCCUAGAGUUUAUUUGUUGUUGUGACGACCAUUAAUAAUUGCUGCUUAGCAGCCAAUGUCUCCUUGGUCCAUGGCAGUGUAAUGCUGGGCUUUCCAAAUUGAAAAGUGAGGCAAAGGGUUGGCAGGUAGGAAGAAUAUACAUAAUAGAUUGGCUUCAAGUUUUAUACUUGUUUUUAUACUUGCAUAAAUAGAGUAAUCCUACUUUGUCUGUGGCAAUCUUUAAAAUUGCAAUGAGUACGCUUGGGACCCUUGAGGGAAGUUAGCCAUUCACCCAACUCUUAAAGGAGAGAAAAAUGGUCAGAUGAUAGGCUGGCCUAAUAUACUGUAUCUUUUCUACAAAUAGAAUACCGCAAUUUAAAUAUAUAAAAAAAGAACAGUUGAUGUUAUGUGAUAGUUGUAUUUAAUACAAAAUCUACACGUGAUUAUUUUGUAGCCUUGGGUAACUUAUUUAACAUUUAGCACUAUAUUUAACUUUUUUAAUAAGACUUCAUAAAAUUGUAUAAAAUAUUCCAGUGUGAUGAUUCCAUGUAUUCUAAUGUAAUCAAUCAAUAACUUUUAUAGGUUUGCCUCCUAAUGGUAGGAUAUGCCUCAGCAGCACAAACACCAAAAGUACAGGUUUCUGUGUGAACAUAGGAAUAUAAUAACAGACAUGCCACUAAAUUAAGUAAUAGUGUCAUGGAGGUAAACAAAAAUUUUAAACUAUAUAGCAAGUAGAAUCUGGCGCAUUAUCAGCAGGUCUGACAGUUUGAUUUUCUACCAUCUUUCUUGUUAAACACAGAGGCUUUUUGGCACUCAAAUGAGGACGCUUUAUCAAAAUGAGCAUAUAGUGAUUGAUUCAUUAUCCUGUUGUUAGUUUUAGAAUUGUAACAAACUGGUUUGUGCUGUGUAAAUGUAUGCAUCAUGAACUCCUCCUGUAAUAAUACUAAGGUUGGAUGUUACAUGCUAUAUUUUGUGUUCCAAAUUGGCUGUCUGGGUUAUCAUACGUUCAGUCUCAGUACGAAUGCUGUCAGUUCUGUUUGUAUAGCAAUACAUGUGGAAUGUUAAAUUACUGAGCACUUUCACAGUGAAAGGUGUGUUGUAGACAGGGUAUGUCACCUUUUACAUCUGAAACAUGGAAAUGAAAUUUAUGGUUGUAGGUAAAGAAAUUGUAAUGCUUUACUUGUUUAUAAAGUCUACUUUUGGCCUUACAAAGUGCUACUGUGGAAGUGUAUGAACUGUAGGAACUGGUCAGAUAACAAAGGUGCUGAGUAGCUGCAUGAAAAUGGGAUAUAUAAUGUUAAAAUUGUUUCCAAGUUACCUGAUUAAAUGGAAAUUUCAUUCAGUAAAAGGCAUUAACAUUAUUGGAUACUCAAAAUGUUGUCCCAUUUUCUUGUAGUUUAGAGAGAGGUUUGCAUAUCCUGUAUGUACACAAUUCCAAUAGCAUUUCAUAAUUCUGGAUUAUAAAUGUGUAUAUCUAUUUUCUUAUCCAAACAUAAAAGAGUUGUUGAAAUACAGCUACAACAAAAUUCAAUUUUUGAGUAACAAUUGUAAAGAACUGGACAUUGAAAGAAAAAAAACCAGUCAUGUAAAUUUUUGUCCUUUCUAUGUCCUGUACAUGUUUUAUCUAAUGUAUUAGUCGAUACAGAGGUUAUAUUCAUCCAAAACUACAUGGUGCUUCAUUUUUAGAUUAUGUAUAUUUUUUAUUUUUUGUACAUUUGAGAAGAAAAAAUUGUUAAUUUCACACAUAACUCUUGAUAUAAAAUAGUAAUACUAUGCAUCUCAUGAGCAGGAGAAUAUAUAAAGACUUUUUUUAAGUUUCUUGUUACACUUAACCUCUAGUUAUUACUACUGUGCAGUAUUAUUGUAUACUGAAUUAUUCAUACUAUGUGAAAUAGUCCUUUUCUGGGUAUACGUGAAAAUUUCUGUAUGGUUUGCAGAGUAUUACCCUGCAAUGCCUCCACUAUCCCCAUCCUUUUCAGGCUGCAACAGGAUAUUACCUUCGUCCUAAUGCUAUUGGCAUUGGAUGUAUACCCUAGACUUGUUGGAAAAUUUGGAAUAUUUUGGUUGAAAGACGAGUGAAGUUUAGUGGCUGUUUUGCUGAGAGGAGAACAAACCACAUAUCUCCCCACAACAGCUUGUGAUAGAGAUCUCUUGUUGUACAGUAAUAGAUAAUUAUUUUGAUUGUGAUAACCCAAAGAUCCCUACGCUAAGCUAUUGAACUUUGUAUGCAGAAUAAUGCAAAUGACCACUAUUCUCCAUUAUUACUGUCUAGUGCAAUACUGUAAGAAAUUCCCUCGGCAACAUGUAAGUGUGUAAUAAGUGACAUACAUCUUAUGCAAUUUGAAUUCACUUUGUUAAGGUAUUUGGUGGAUUGUUACCAUCUUCAUAACUCGUGCUAGCUGCAAGAGCUAAAAGUGACUCCCAAAGCUGUCCAUGUCCAACAAGCCAAGGGAAUAAUCUGUGGAAGACUUGCCCUGUGACAUUAGGACAGUUGUGGCAAUAGGAUGGGAAAAGUACCCCUCAGUAAAUCGAGAAAUUCUGUAGAUAAGCAGGGUUUUUAGUGGAAUUAACUGAGUUUUGCAGCCCUUGCUGUGUUGACUGUAGAAUCCCAUUGCCCCUGAGGGUAUCACCUAACUGUUCUAGUUCACUUUGCUAGGUAAACAGAAAAGCACUUGUUAGUAUUCUGAUAUUAAUAUGGGGUACUUUGUGUGCAUUUCAUCCACUACCUACUACUAUUUUUAUGAAUUUUUGUACAUUUUUCUAAUUUUUGUAUGACGUACUCUGGGUGGCGGGAAGUGGCUGUUAAUGCUAGCUCGCCGCUUGGGAACUCAUUUGUUGCCUGCCCUUCGCUCACUGUUUGUUUGCACCAGGGACUCAAAAGAAAAAAAAUUACCAUCAGCCACUUCCUGGUGCCUGGCAUUGCUUAUUUGUACCAGGGGAGUUUUUCCUAGUUAUAUUUGUUGGAUAUCAAACUUUUUAUGUUUUAUAAAAUAAUUAUAAAAAAAUGUGAACUGUGUUUAUUUGAUAAAUAUUGGUGUUAAUUCUUCAUGGCAAA
This is a messenger RNA of Schistocerca piceifrons (Central American locust), 7587 nucleotides long. It is a transcript of the gene orb2, whose product is annotated as translational regulator orb2. The record is from RefSeq and is a predicted model, not a curated record. Gene Ontology annotation, cellular component: synapse; nucleus; neuron projection. Gene Ontology annotation, molecular function: mRNA 3'-UTR binding; translation factor activity, RNA binding; mRNA regulatory element binding translation repressor activity. Gene Ontology annotation, biological process: negative regulation of cytoplasmic translation. The transcript is spliced from 9 exons. Bases 1 to 1128 code for a protein of 375 amino acids. Lineage: Eukaryota; Metazoa; Arthropoda; Insecta; Orthoptera; Acrididae.